GCACCGGCAGAUGUACGUUUGAUAAGGGGCCUUUAAAUACGUCGUUUAAGAAUCCAUGUGGUAUAACAGGAUGGAUAACGGCGAUAUCAGUGUAACGCUGAGCUUCGACGUUGCAGGGGUUGAGUCUGGUUCCCUAAGAUUGCUGAUGUGAGAUACCAAUACGCUAAUAAUUUAAUGCAUCCUUCCGGCUGGUUGGAUUCAGCGACGUCUCGGUCAAAGAUCAAAGGGGAUAUGAUGGAGGCAGGGAGACAAUGGGGUUUUAUAUUCGAAGCAUCAUGCAUGUCUGAGACGUGCACGUGAGAAUGAAGACCAGCGGACUCUCGGAGGAAUUUUCGACUUGGCUCCGGAGUUACACAAUGGAGGUGCAAAAUAACAAGAGUGCGUAUAUGGGUAGCUUGAAACGAAAUAAAAUACACGUAAAGAACAACGCUAUUCCGACCAUUCUGCAUGAUUCCAUCCAUAAUCAUCUCAUCUAUAGCGAAAAGGGGUGUCGUAUCGCUGCCGUCGUCAACUCGGAAAACACAUGUUGGUUCGUCAGGCCUGCUGACGAGUGGAAAACAAGUCUCGCAGUCGCAGUCGCAGUCGCAGUAAUUAGCACCUCCGACCUCCGUACCCUCCGCCCAUACGCCUACCGCCUCCCAUACCUCCCAUACCCAUACCGCCGCCGCCGCCCAUUCGUCGACGACCGCCCAUUAGACCGCCCAUCAUGCCUCCGCCUCCUCCCAUCCGUCCGCCGCCGUGCGAGGGUCCCAUCAUGGCCGGGCGGGGUCCCAUACCUCCGCCGGUGUGGUGAACUGUACGUCGAGAACCACCGAAGCACAUGUUUGCUUUGUUGUGUGGGUUUUUGUUUGUCUUUGUUCUUGUUCUUGUUGUUUGUUUGCCAGGGGUGUGUGUGCACUAGGUUCCGUAGGGCGUGUUUCUGGCCUACUUUCUCGGUGGAUAACGGUUGUCUGUUUUGAGGUUCGACCUGAGUUUUUUUCUUUGCUCUCUCUUCUUUUUUGCAGUGAGAGAUGAUUGAUUAGGGGUUUUGAUUUUGUAUGAUCAUGAAGAGUUUCAAGGAUGAGAGAGUAGGACGGCGAGAGAGGGUUUAAGUAGUUGAUGGUUUAUCUCUUCGUUCGUUGGCUAGCGUCACUGCGUCAGUUGCGAUAUCUUAAUACAAGUCGAAAGAGAAAGGAAAAGGCAGACUGACGACAUCGUUUUUGUUUCCCAACUUCUACUUCC
Messenger RNA from Sodiomyces alkalinus F11, 1221 nucleotides. RefSeq lists its product as hypothetical. The transcript has a single exon. The record is from RefSeq and is a predicted model, not a curated record. NCBI's taxonomy places the organism in Eukaryota, Fungi, Ascomycota, Sordariomycetes, Glomerellales, Plectosphaerellaceae. The coding region runs from base 303 to 959 and encodes 218 amino acids.